AUGGAUGAUGGAUGGAAUCAAAUCCAGCUGAACUUAGCUGAUCUUACUAGGAGAGCUUACGGGACUAAUUAUGCUGAGACAUUACGAGUUCAGAUUCAUGCUAACUGCCGUCUCAGGCGGAUAUAUUUUGCUGACCGUCUCUACUCAGAGGAGGAGCUUCCUCCGGAAUUCAAGCUGUAUCUUCCAGUGCAGCAGAAAGCAUGA
Messenger RNA from Arabis nemorensis, 204 nucleotides. NCBI's taxonomy places the organism in Eukaryota, Viridiplantae, Streptophyta, Magnoliopsida, Brassicales, Brassicaceae. The record is from the annotation of a GenBank genome assembly.